AUGGUUUUCCUCUGGAAAGAAAUCCUGAUGGAAACAUUCCUGGGUUACGUUUCCUGGUCUCUUUACCACGGCCUUCCACCAAUGGUCUAUUAUUUUCCUUUACAAACCUUGAAACUCACUGGAUUAGAAGCUUUUGGUCUUGCUUUCCUGUCUCCUAUAUUCUUAACAAUUGGUCCAUUUUGGAGGUUGGCUAACAACAAGUACAUUCUAGCUUUGUUGAGGCUGAUUAUGAUUGGAAGCAUAGCUUCAUACCAAGCUCCAAAUGCUAACCUUCGUCUCUUAAUCUUGGCUGUGGGUGUUUCUUCCUCCUUGGUGGUUCAAACAGUGACAUGGUGGUGUGGGAACAGUUUGCAAAGAUACUGCAGAAUCUGGGGCUUUAUACUGGGAAAAGUUUUUCUUGUUGUUCUUCGUAUUUGGUAUACAUCAUUAAAUCCAGUCUGGAAUUGUAAGAUGUUCAAUACUACUAUAAUGAUGCUUGGUUUCAUAGUCGUACUUGAGCAAGCAUUUACAGGUGUUCGUGAGAAAAAAGAAGCACACAAGAACGUAAAUACAGCAAAGGAAACGAUUCAUAGACCAAACUGGGCUUUGUCAGGGGCAGCUUUUGGCAGUCUUAUGUUUCUCACCUUCUGGAUUUUUGGAGAAGUAUCUUUAGUUUCUAGAUGGGCAGUGAGUGGACAUCCACAGCCUGGACCAGAUCCUAAUCCACAUGGAGGUGCAGUUCUCUUGGGCCUUGCUCAUGGACUGAUGUUUUCCUUUUGGUCUUGGUCUACCCUUGAGCUUUGGGGUUGGUGCCUUAUAGGUGCAGCAGGAGCAGCCGGUCUGCUGAGCUUACCAACAUGGGGUGCAGCUUUCGCUGGUGAUGUCCUUGCCGUCUUUACUAUGUGGGCAUGGCCUCGCAUAACUGGAAACUUCAUUAGUUGUAUACAUCCUGUAAAAGUCAUGAUUACAGCAAUGCUUGUGUACCUACUGGGAGUGUUCUUCUGUGUGUGGUGUACAGCUUAUAAGUUUGUGCCAGGCGGAACUUAUGCUCGAGAAAGAUCUCAUGUUCUUUUGGGACUCAUCAUGCUAUUUAUUGUCAUAGACAUGUUAGUUGAUGGUAAGAAAGAUCUUCAUUAUCUGUUUGGGAUGAAAAACAGCCAGAAGCCCUUCUUCAAACAAAGUGAAAAAUUCAUCAAAUUAUUUUUGUGGCUGUUUGUUGGUAUAGGCUUACUAGGACUAGGACUGCGAUAUAAAGCUUAUGAGAAAAAAUUGGGCCAUGGGCCUCCGAAGAAAGACUUCUCUGCCUUGAUCUGGCCGUUUAGGUUUGGCUAUGACAAUGAAGGAUGGUCUAAUCUGGAAAGAUCAGCUGUUUUGCUGAAUCAAACAGGCGCUGACUUCAUUACUAUUAUAGAGAGUGAUGCCUCUAAACCGUUCAUUGGAAACAAUGAUCUAACCAUGUGGCUAGGAGAAAAACUUGGCUUCUACACAGAUUUUGGUCCAAGUACACGGGACCAUACAUGGGGGAUGAUGGUUCUCUCGAGGUACCCAAUAGUCCAUUCCAGGCACCACCUUCUCCCAUCUCCUGAAGGAGAGAUAGCUCCAGCCCUAUCCAUGACUGUUAAUUUCACAGGGAAACUGGUGGACUUUGUUGUUGCUCAUUUUGGAAAUGAAGAAGAAGACUUGGACAGGAAGCUCCAAGCAAUCACCGUUUCCCAUCUAUUGAAGAAUAGCUCUCAGCAGGUUGUGUUUCUAGGAUAUAUCACUUCAGCUCCUGGGUCCAGAGAUUACUUUCAGUUAAUUAAAAAUGGCAACAUGAAGGAUAUUGACAGCACAGAUCAUGAAAGGUGGUGCAGUUACAUCAUGUAUCGUGGAUUAAUAAGGUUGGGUUAUGCUCGAAUUUCUCAUGCUGGUCUCAGUGAUUCUGAAGUUCAGAUGGCAAAAUUUAGAAUCCCAGAUGAUGCAGAUAAUUACGUGGACAAUGACAAAAUCACCAUUGACCCCAGGGAAGUUCCGGCAGAAGUGCACUUCAAUCCCAGGUUUGGAUCCUACAAAAAAAGACACAACUAUGAACGGAAUCAUCACUUUCAUAUGAGCACACCAAAGUAUUUUAAACAAAACAACUAGAAGGAUGA
Euleptes europaea (tarantolino) is the source of this 2111-nucleotide messenger RNA. RefSeq names its product cell wall biogenesis 43 C-terminal homolog (gene CWH43). Gene Ontology annotation, biological process: GPI anchor biosynthetic process. Bases 1 to 2103 code for a protein of 700 amino acids. The record is from RefSeq and is a predicted model, not a curated record. Lineage: Eukaryota; Metazoa; Chordata; Lepidosauria; Squamata; Sphaerodactylidae. The transcript has 16 exons. Gene Ontology annotation, cellular component: endoplasmic reticulum.